Messenger RNA from Protopolystoma xenopodis, 486 nucleotides. The record is from the annotation of a GenBank genome assembly. Lineage: Eukaryota; Metazoa; Platyhelminthes; Monogenea; Polystomatidea; Polystomatidae.
AUGUACAAAGUCCCCCAUAUGCGAGUGGACAUUGUCAUGAAUUCUCCAGCAAGGUGCGGUCAAGAUGCGCUCCUCGAGAAUCUCAAAAGCUCCUCAGUUUUGCUGUUCACAACCACUUCUUCGCAUCAGUUUAGCAAUCUGGAUGAAAUAAACGUAGGCAUAUACGCUCAGCGUCUAAUAUUAACAUCCAAACUACUUGAAGCUGUAAACCAGUCCCUUCAAAAGGCGUCGAUGCGCUGUCGACAGGCGAAUGCUACUCCGACGAGGGAAAAAGAGACAACCACUUCAGAAGGUCCUGACGAUUCAAGCCUUGCCGUCUGCGCAUCCGAUACCGACCAGACGACCGACGGUCUGGCGAUCUUCGAGCCAGAGGCAAUCGGUCUACCCGCAGUCUUUGCUCAGCUCAUGCAUCUGGGCACGACAGUCCUUUUGUCCGACCGAGACUUGCCGGCCCCUGGUGGUCUGAUACCCGGCCCCGCGUUGGUC